Messenger RNA from Cuscuta europaea, 1398 nucleotides. The record is from the annotation of a GenBank genome assembly. Lineage: Eukaryota; Viridiplantae; Streptophyta; Magnoliopsida; Solanales; Convolvulaceae.
CCUAGCUACAUCAAAGUUGGAGAAAAUCAUUAGCAGAAGAAGAAAGGAAUUGAUCGAAUUGAAAAUGGUUAUGGCAAUGGAUUUGGAUUUGAAAAGGAUGGACGAACAGCUCAAACCCCACGUUGACCGACUUUUCAACAUCCUGGAAAAGGGUGCACCGGCCGGCCGGGGAAAAAAUCGUCCGUUUCCGACGGAAGACCUACUGCUCGGAAUGGAAUACGACAAUCUUCUCAAAGAAAAGGGUCGCCUCAAGUCAACCCCAAAAUCCGGCGGCGUAAGAAGAAAUCCACUGUUUGGGUCGGCGGAAAAGGGUUGCCACCAGCGGUCAACGGAGUUGAAAGAGGAGGCUGGAGAAAGGCAUCCGCCGCUUCCGGCGGAAGGAUGGCAGUUGGACCCCAUGAAACUGACGAUCAAAGCUCUCAUCGCUGAAGGUGCAUCCGGAUUCAUCUACAGAGGCUCAUACAACGGUCUUGAUGUUGCAGUCAAAGUGUUCGAAUGGGAAGACGUAAAUACAAGGGAGAAAGUGGAAAAAGAUUUCCUCCAAGAAGUGUCUGUUUGGUAUCAUUUGGACCAUCCUAAUGUUGCAAAGUUUAUUGGAGGAAUAAGGAGCAUAUCAAAGGUGAAUAUCAUACCCAAACACAGCUUUAGAGUGCCCAAGAAUGGCUUCUGCCUGGUGGUUGAAUACCUCGCCGGUGGCUCUCUCCGGACACACCUUUCUAGACACCGGAAUAAGAAGCUUUCCGAGAGGGAUAUUGUUCACUUUGCUAUUGAUAUUGCCAAGGGAUUGUGUUACCUUCACUCCAAGAAAAUCAUCCACAGAGAUGUCAUGACCCAUAAUUUGCUUCUUGACAAAGAAGGACAUGUGAAGUUCGUGGACUUUGGAGUUUCUCGAUUGGAGGCAGCAAAUAAGAACUUGAUGACGGCUAGUGCGGGAACACAAGGUUAUAUGGCCCCGGAGGUCUUUGAUGGAAAGGAAUAUGACCACAAGUGUGACAUAUAUAGCUUUGGAAUUUGCUUGUGGGAGAUCUACACUUGCACAUUCAUUGUCGACCAGGGUCAAAAACUUGACAUACCAGAUUCGUGCCCGAAGAGCUUAGCAGAUGUGAUGACAUUGUGUUUGGAUUCGGAUUCGAGCAAGAGACCGGAGAUGGAGAUGGUGGUGAAGAUGCUAGAAGCAAUCCCUGCAUCUCAAGAUACAUCAAGAAAACUACAUUACACUAAAAGUGUAGGCUGCUUCUCCAUAUUUUCAAGCCUGCAAAAGCAUCCUCACUCCUAGAUAGCAGGCUGCCUAGCUAGCUAUACCAUUUUUUAUUUGCAGGAGUAGGAGUAGAUGAAUAUAAUUAACUUUCUGUGUAAUAUUCUAGUGUUUGAAUUAAUGUAUAAACGAUAAAGAACUAC